ACCACACUGCGGUUGCCUUCACUAGGAAACUGCUGGAAGAAUGCUGUGACCCUGGGCAGCUCUUUGCUAUGACAAAGCUGAACUCCCCGAUGGGAAAGAAUCUCUGGUUUGAUGGGGAAUUUUUAUAUUCUGUCACUAUUGACAAUGCAACUUACUCUCUUUUCCCACAGGCUACUCCCUUCCAGCUGCCACUGAAGAAAUGCUCCGUGGUGGGAAACGGUGGGAUCCUGAAAAAGAGCAGCUGCGGCAAACAAAUAGAUCAAGCAGAUUUUGUCAUGCGGUGCAAUCUUCCUCCUCUAUCCAGUGAAUACAGCAAGGAUGUUGGAUCAAAAACCCAGCUGGUGACUGCAAAUCCCAGUAUAAUUCAGAAAAGGUUCCAAAAUCUGCUGUGGUCUCGAAAAGCAUUUGUGGACAGCGUGAAGGUGUAUAACCACAGCUACAUCUACAUGCCAGCCUUCUCGAUGAAGACGGGGACAGGACCCUCCCUACGUGUCUAUUACACCCUGGAGGACUUCGGUGCCAAACAGGCGGUCCUUUUUGCCAACCCCAAUUUCCUGCGUGACAUUGGCAAGUUCUGGAAGAGCAAAGGUAUCCAUGCCAAACGCCUUUCCACAGGACUUUUCCUAGUCAGUGCCGCCCUUGGUCUGUGUGAAGAAGUAACAAUUUAUGGCUUCUGGCCGUUCUCGGUGGACCUGCAUGGGAAGUUUAUUAGCCAUCAUUACUAUGACAAUGUCUUGCCUGAUUCCGGAUUCCAUGCCAUGCCGGAGGAAUUUCUACAGCUCUGGUUUCUUCAUAAAAGUGGUGUACUGAGAAUGCAGCUAGAACCAUGCCUCUCAAAACACAAAUAUGAAAUGGACUAACCAGCUAUUAUCCUGAGUCAUCAUCUCCUUCAUAAAAUUAUAUGGUGAGAUUUCUGUUAUUUGAUACUUCCUAGUAAGCAAAAUUCAUCAGAUCUUGUCCAGAAAUGCCUGUUUCUGGUUCCAUGGCUGUUUGGGGGAUGGGGCUGUCCUGGUGUGCUGUGUCCUCCCUAAUGGGACCUGCUCCUAAUGUCAUGUCAUCAUCUUCCUCUGGGAUGAUCUGGACUUGUAUUUGUGCCCCAAGAAGUCAUCCUAAAGAACAUUUCUGCUCUAUCCUUCCUGAUGACCAUCCUCCUUGGGGUUAAAGUGAGAUUUUAAAAGUCAAACAUAAGGUAGUUAAUAUACAUUGUCAUUUUGAACCAUUUCUUCUGAAAUGUUGAUAAAUCAAACAAGAGUAGGUUCCAAAUUGAAAAUACGACUUCAGUUAGGUGUUGAUAGUUUCAUCAUUGGAGAAUGGAAAAAAGAUGGAAGAAGGCUGUGUUUUACAAAGCAAUUGUUGUAAAAUUGCUUCUCUUUCCUUGAAUUCCAGGAUUUUGUCACUUGGAAUCUAUCAGAUGUUUGAGGCUUUGGUAGUUUUUGAACAGAACAAUUAAAAGAUUUACUGUCCUUUUUGCUCAAUGUUAGCAAACUCAUUUUCUUAAGUGUAACACAAAUACCCAACAGAAGGCUUAACCUAUUCUCCUUAGCUGGUAUUUCUUUGACAGCAAUGAGAACUUAAACAGCUAGUUUUUCCUCCCUGAUUAUUCAUUUUCUUCAGUUUUUAUUACAAUAGGCUAAGCCCUAGUGUAUUCAGCCUCUUCAGCUUAAUGCAUAUACUUAAAAAUUAAUCUCACUCUGUUUUUCCAGCUGUAAAAAAAAAAAAGAAGUUGUUAAUUGAAAAUGGUUGCGUAGGUUCUCUCUACAGUCAGGAGAGACAGGCACCUCCAGUUGGUGAUUCAUGCUUUAUCUGAACACGGGCUGCAUUCAGAGGUCUCUGCAGGACUUUGAAAACACCCUAGCUUUGUCUGCAGGGCUAAGCUGUGCAGGGCAGAGCACAGCCUUAAGUGUUUUCCCUAGUUCUGUAUAGUUUGCUUGUGAGCGUACUGCUGUGGCUUUGUCAGGCACCCACCAGUGCUGCCCUAACCAGUGCUCAGGCACUGCAUGGAGCAGGGGGUGCAGCAGUGACCCACUCCCAGUAGUCCAUGUGGAUGAUGCUGGCCCAGUUCGAGCAGUUCAGCUGUGUGUGGAGUUCAGCCAACCCUGACAUGCCGCUUGCACUUAGGGACAGCAAGUAGUCCUCAACCAUGUGAAGGCAGUGGGGUACAUUCAGGGCAGCAGGUACAUUCAGAGCAGUAGCAUAUAAGGGUAAGGCUGUUGACUGCUGCUGGGACUUGGCAUUCACCGGAGUGGCUCCGUUCAGAUCUGCCAUGGGUACAAUUCAGCAAGUGCUGUUAGAGACCAGGUCCUAGAUAAUUACCUGUGGCAAGGUUAGACCUCCCCUACUUCACAGUCAGAAGUGCUGGGCUUAGUGGAAAUUAUGGCAGCUCAUCCCUUUGGAGACCAGGCUGCUUCUUCCUCUGAAACACUUUUGAUCCCUGGCAAGUCUCAGAAGGGCCUAUUAACUCUGCAUCUUAAAAUAAUCUACAUGUACUCCUUGUUGCUAUUGAGUUGGUCAGCUUUCUGUUGAGCUGAAUAUUUAUCCUGCUUGGGUCUCUCUAAGGCAAGUGAACCUUUAGCACUCAGACCACCUGGAAUUUGCUGUCUUACUUGGUGUCUUCACCUUCCGAGUUAAACCCUUUUUUUCUUUUAGACUAGAUUUAACUAUUCUGAGUGAAUCCAAAGUGAGUAUAAGAAGGCAAGACCACAAGUAAUUGUUCUCUGAGUUUAUGAAUAAACUGGUGUUCAAUAAAACACUGAAGUGCCUUUUCAGUAGUUCCUGUUGAUUUCUAAUUGCAUAUUCAAUUAAUUGUUUUGCUCAGAUGGGGCCCAUAGUAAAGAUGAGUUGCAUCAUUUUCCGUUUAUUGGAAGGGAGCGAUUACAGAUGCAUAAUAUAUUUUAAGCUAAAUUCUUACUGGGAAACUAGAGAAUCUACAUAUUCUGUGAGCAGCUUUGUUACAGUGAUUAACUUGGUAGUAAAGGAAAUAUUUUCACUGAAAAUAGAUGCAGAGAGGAAAAGAGAUUUUGAUUAGAACAGUAUAAUCUGGAGCACUGAGACCCAGAUUUGAGUCCCUGCUCAGAUGUCUUCAACCAGGAUCUUGGUGUGCUGUGAGAGUGCUGUAAUCACAACUUCUUUUUUUUCUCUGCAUGUAUUAAUUUUUGUAGAAAAUGCUUGAACACUUUUUUUCUAAUCCCUACAUGUGCUGAAAAUAAACACUUAUUUUUUCAAGAACACAUUUUCUUUUCAGAUAUCCAUAGCUUUUAGUAUAUGGAGCAAAACUGACAGAUGUCUGGUUUUCAGGAGUGAACAGAGGAACUUUCCUCUGUUUUGGAGUAGUCUGGCAGGGCUCCUGCAAACAUGAGUUGAUUGCUACCUCUUGAGCUGUAGAGUUUCAGCAGAUGAUACACGGGGUGCUGCACAGACAAUAAUAAAAAAGGGUACUUUAGCCUCACCUCUGCCUGUUUGAUGUCUCCCAUAUGCUUAGUGGUGUUUCUUGGUUCUGCAAGGGCUCUUCAAGCAUGGUCUUUGAUCCUGAAGAUCAUACGUUGAAUAAUUUUAAAAGACUGGACUUUGAAUGUACUGAAAAAUGAAAUGAGCAUUGAAAUGACUGGAAAUACGUCCUUUAGUGUGUCAUUUGGUCACGCUGCAUGGUUUGGCCUGUUAGAAAAGAGACCUUUUCAUAUCCAGUAUCCAUAUCUGAGUAUGAGACUUGAAUAUAUGAUGAUGUCACUGGAAGGUGAAUGGCUGAUGCUGCAUAAGGCAAGGACUUGGAAAACACACUGGUUUUAUUUAUAUCAAUAAUGAAAUCCCCAUUGAGCCAAUAUUGGAUUAGGUCAGCAUUCAGUGCUCUUGAAACUCCCAUCCCAUAAGCAUUUCCAAGAAUUGUUCCAUGCACAGGCAGAAACAGUAGAUUUUUCUUUUGUUACUGCUCUUCACCUUGCAUUGAAAAUGGAAUGAAGUGUUGAUCAGAACUCUUAUUUACCCUUUUUAGAGGUCUCUGUAGACUACCUAAAUAAUACAUAGGCACAAAAUUAUAUAAAUAUAAACAAAAUAGCUGAUUGCCUGAAGUUUAUAGCUCAAGCACUGAUUAGUAUCUUGAAGAGUUACUUUAAAACCAUUUAGUGGAAAAAGAAAGAUGAAAUUUUAUAUGUAAAAAAGAUGCCUUUUUUUUUUUUUUUUCCUCCUAAAAUACACUCAUAACUGAACAGACUCUGUUAGACAUAUGUGAGUGCUUCCCCUGGUUUUCAAGUUAUUCUGCACUUCUAGCUUUGUAUUCAAGUCUGUACUUCUGCAAAGCUUUCAAUUUUAGACUACUCUGUUUGGUGUCCUUAGAUAAAAAAUUAAAUGUUAGUCUCCCCAUGUAGUCAAAAAAGGAAGAAGAACAAUCUCAGGACAGAGGUUCAGAUCUUAUGAAGUCUGUUACUGUUUAUGUGCUGCCAUUUAUUCUUGGUGUCUAAAGAACUAGACAAAGAUCAGAAAGUAGAUAAAUACACAAGAUGAUACAGUCUUGUAAAGAUAAAGGAAUGCAAGCAUGUUAUUUAAAUGCUUGGCUGAAUUGGGAUCUAAAGUUAUUAACAGAUGUUUGGUCUUCAUUCUUCGCUUCUCUGUCCCUCAGUUCUUGUUGUACUGGUGUGAAACCUGCUGCGUUCACAAGUUAAUGAAAAUCUCUGCACUACAGUGAACUUUCCUCUGGGUUCUAAACCUAAAACUGUAACAGAGAGACAUAAUCCACUUCAGGUUUAUUAAUACAAACUGCAGGCAAGCUUGUAUGCCAUAUUUCAUGUCUUCCUAGUACUAAUUACUAUUUAACUCAUAAUUAAAAUUAAGGCUUUAUUAUUUCUGAUAUCGGUUACCCCAGAAUGUUUGAAAUCUUUCUUGCUGCAGUGAUUUCUGUUAGGUGAAUGGAGGUUAUGUUUAGCUUAGAUGUUUUGAAAGUUAGUUAACUCAUACUUGGGAAGCAAAGUGAAAAAAACAGGAAUUUUGUGAAAUAUAAAGUUUUAUCUGUUUUGAACAGUGAAAACAAGCAAACAGAUAAACCUUAAUAUCUGACUGAAUUUGUGCUUCUGUGUUAAAAUCUACCCUCAUUGUUAAUAGGUACAAUAAGGAUGUUACCUUCAGAUAACUUAGACAUUAUAGGAAAGUGAAAAGCCAUACAUUUAAUGAGAAAAGAAGGUUUUCUUCUCUCUGCCCUGCCCUUCAGUUUAUAAGCCAAAUUCUCUGCUCUCUUUUACUGUUUUGACUCCUGUCAAAUCAAUAGAAUUGUCUUGAUUUUAACCAGCUGUCCAUUCUCAAAUUUGAGGGAGUUCAUCCUCUGAAU
This is a messenger RNA of Athene cunicularia (burrowing owl), 5311 nucleotides long. RefSeq names its product ST8 alpha-N-acetyl-neuraminide alpha-2,8-sialyltransferase 1 (gene ST8SIA1). The coding region runs from base 69 to 860 and encodes 263 amino acids. Gene Ontology annotation, biological process: oligosaccharide metabolic process; N-glycan processing. The record is from RefSeq and is a predicted model, not a curated record. NCBI's taxonomy places the organism in Eukaryota, Metazoa, Chordata, Aves, Strigiformes, Strigidae. Gene Ontology annotation, molecular function: alpha-N-acetylneuraminate alpha-2,8-sialyltransferase activity. The transcript is spliced from 7 exons.